This is a messenger RNA of Coregonus clupeaformis (lake whitefish), 2043 nucleotides long. RefSeq names its product fatty-acid amide hydrolase 1-like. The record is from RefSeq and is a predicted model, not a curated record. Gene Ontology annotation, molecular function: fatty acid amide hydrolase activity; amidase activity. The coding region runs from base 127 to 1911 and encodes 594 amino acids. Gene Ontology annotation, biological process: fatty acid catabolic process. Lineage: Eukaryota; Metazoa; Chordata; Actinopteri; Salmoniformes; Salmonidae. The transcript has 14 exons.
GCCCCGAAUUACGGGACGCAAUCACAAACUAUUGUUUUUUUAUGACUCAUGGAAGUUUGCCCCAUUCGUCACUAUCACAUGAGUUUAGAAAGCCUGUUGUCCUAGCUGGAUAGCUUUAAAGGCGUCAUGGACAGAAUGGAUACCUAUAAACAACUUAUUUUUGGGGCAAAGCCGAAAUGGACAGCGAUUCUGACAGCCACAGCAUGCGGUGCAAGUGCCUUGGUUCUUUUGCUGAAAUGGUUCGAACACCACCAGUCGUGGAAGAAAAUUCAGAGGGCAAAAGUGCGAAGAGAAAAGUCGCUGCAACGAGCUGAGCAUGCUGUCUGUCAGUUCAAAGAAUCGCACCCUGAAACAGACACCUCUCUCAUCCUCUCUCUGGCCCUGGCUGAGCUGUCCAAACAACUGAAGGAUGGAACACUAACUCCACAAGCUGUGUUCCACUCAUACAUGGAAAAGACCUUGGAGGUCAAUAGGAGACUGAACUGUUGCACUGAGGUCCUGCUGGAAAGUUGGGAUCAGCUGGAGGAUAUUGACUCUUGCAAAGAUGGUCUCCUUUAUGGGGUCCCUGUCAGCAUCAAGGAAAAUAUGGGAUACAAGGGUCAUGACUCUACGUGUGGCGUGAUCUGUAAGUUGGAGCUGCCUGCCACAGGGGACAGUGUGGUGGUUGAAGUGCUGAAGAGACAAGGCGCCAUUCCCUUCGUCAAGACCAAUGUGCCCCAAGGCCUGCAAAACUAUGACUGUGGUAACCCCAUCUAUGGGCGGACUCUGAACCCCCACAGCCCCCAGAAAACGCCAGGGGGCUCGUCGGGCGGGGAAGGGGCGCUGAUUGGAGGAGGGGGCUCGGUUCUGGGCAUAGGGUCCGACAUCGGGGGCAGCAUCCGCAUCCCAUCAUCCUUCUGUGGGAUCUGUGGCUUCAAGCCCACAUCCAACAGGCUGAGUUUGCGAGGUGCUAGCUCCUGUACCCGGGGCCAAAAGUCAGUGCUGUCGUCCCUUGGGCCCAUGGCGAGAGACGUGGACAGCCUGGCUCUCUGUAUGCAGGCUCUGCUCUGGGACCACAUGUUCACCCUGGACCCCAUGGUACCACCCAUCCCAUUCAACCAACAGGUAUACCAGAGCUCCAAGCCCCUGAGGAUCGGUUACUAUGAGAACGACGGCUACACUAUGCCCUCUCCAAGCAUGGGCCGAGCCCUGAGGGAGACCAAGGCGUUGUUGGAGAGAGCAGGGCACACGGUGAGUAACCCCCAGCCCAAAUCUGAUCUAUUUGUCAUAAUCCAGAUCAGAGCUUGGUUGAACACUUUUAUCAGACACAUAACUCUGUUUGUGUGUUAUUUCAGGAAAGGGGGGCCAGUCGACCCGUGUCUGAGGGUUCAGAUUAUCCCCUACCGUCUGCCUCGCACUGUGAAGAAAAUCCUCUCCAUUCUCCUCAAGCCUAUAUUUCCCCGCAUCGCUGCCGCUAUGGAGAGCCUGCGUGGAGUUGGCUCUGUGCAAGACCUGUGGAGGCAGCAUGCGGAUGUGGAGGACUACAUGCAUGAGGUGAUUGCAGAGUGGAGGAGGUGUGAGCUGGAUGUGCUGCUGUGUCCCAUGAUGGGUCCAGCCUACAACCACAACUACCCUGGCAAACUCACCAGUGCAGUCACCUACACCAUUCUCUACAAUCUCCUUAACUUUCCUGCUGGAGUGGUUCCUGUCUCCACGGUAACAGCAGAGGAUGAGGAAGAACUCCGGCACUACAAGGGCAACUAUGGGGACCUCUGGGACAAGCUCUACAAAAAGGCAGUGACUGGUGGAGAGGGGCUUCCUGUGGCCGUCCAGUGUGUCGCCCUGCCCUGGCAGGAUGAGCUCUGUCUGCGCUUCAUGAGAGAGGUGGAGAUGCUGGUCAGACGAAGAGACGAAGAAAUGAGAGAGGGAUGAAGAGAGUGAUGGAGUGUACAGUACCAGUCAAAGAGUUUGGACAAAACUACUCAUUCGAGGGUUUUUCUUUAUUUUUACUAUUUUCUACAUUGUAGAAUAAUAGUGAAGACAUCAAAACUAUGAAAUAACACA